Molecule: messenger RNA, 216 nt
Organism: Dibothriocephalus latus
Lineage: Eukaryota; Metazoa; Platyhelminthes; Cestoda; Diphyllobothriidea; Diphyllobothriidae
Source: the annotation of a GenBank genome assembly
AUGACCGAGCCGAGAUCCAACGGGCAGCUAAGCGCAGCAGCCGGUAGCGACAAGAAGGUGACGGUGGUGGACCAGACGGACGGCGAGGUGGCCCUGCCGGAGUUGUCGGGCUACGUGAAGAUUUGCAAACCGCGUUACCUGGGCAUACGGGUGUUUAAACGCGUGUACGUUGUCCUCAAAAAGACCAUACUGCAAGUAUACAAGGUGGGUGGCUGA